Messenger RNA from Olea europaea var. sylvestris, 599 nucleotides. RefSeq names its product 50S ribosomal protein L3-2, chloroplastic-like. The record is from RefSeq and is a predicted model, not a curated record. Gene Ontology annotation, molecular function: structural constituent of ribosome. NCBI's taxonomy places the organism in Eukaryota, Viridiplantae, Streptophyta, Magnoliopsida, Lamiales, Oleaceae. The coding region runs from base 171 to 584 and encodes 137 amino acids. The transcript has a single exon. Gene Ontology annotation, biological process: translation. Gene Ontology annotation, cellular component: mitochondrial large ribosomal subunit; ribosome.
AAUUAUUUCUGAGCUCAGAAAAACAUUUUAAUUUUGAAACCCUACUAUAAACCCUAGACCCAUUUCCUUCUCCAAGCAACGGACCCGCAGAAACUCGAUCCCCAUGAUGAAAAACACAGAAAAAUAGUGUUCCUGAUUCCUAUUCCUCACUGAUUCGAUUCGUGAUAAGUAUGUUGGCCGUGUCCAGAGGCCUCAUUAAUCGUCUCUCACAUUCGCCUUCAGCUGUAACAGCUUCAGUUUUCUCAAGGAUCCAGUUAAGGACGCUCAUUGCGGAGCCUUCAGUGAACGAGGGCAAUGAUUCGCGAAUAAUCAAAGCAGAGCCCGGUGUAAUGACACCCAGUUCGAGUCGAACAGGUGUAAUCGCAGUGAAAUGUGGAAUGACGGCGUUGUGGGACAAGUGGGGCGCCAGAAUUCCCAUCAGCAUUCUCUGGUUAGACGAUAAUAUUGUCUCCCAAGUCAAAAUUCCAGAAAAAGAAGGCAUUUUUGCUCUGCAGGUUCUUCAAUUACUAAACUUUUAUAACCUCUAUUACUCAUAUUUUCCAGUUUAUUUGUUUUUGUCUUGCUUAAGAUUUAUUGUUCCUUGAAUUAAGCUUUUUUAU